Molecule: messenger RNA, 1026 nt
Organism: Pyrenophora tritici-repentis Pt-1C-BFP
Lineage: Eukaryota; Fungi; Ascomycota; Dothideomycetes; Pleosporales; Pleosporaceae
Product: FMR2, oxidoreductase related to nitroreductase
Biological process (GO): cellular response to oxidative stress
Molecular function (GO): oxidoreductase activity
Source: RefSeq, a predicted model, not a curated record
AUACAAGUUGGCUUACGGCACGGCUGCAGUAUUGGUCAAGAUUUUUUCGGAUUUGAGGUGUAUUCACAAUCCCGCCCGCGCCGUUGUCAUGGCUACACGCACUUUGUUACUUGGUCUCGUCUCGGGGCUGCUUCUUGCCCUGAUUUUGCCGCAGAUAGUACCCACAACCUUACUUCUACCGGUAUCUGAGUCGAUGGCGCAAGUUCUGAGGAAUAGCGUGCGCGCUGCCAGGCUUCGCGCCGGUCUUGGUGGGGCAUUCAAAAGCUCGUGGCUGCCGCUCCACUUGACGACAUCCUCAUCACUUCAAUCUUCAAAUCUUCAAUCCUCUUCUCAAUCUCAAUUCUCAACUUCACAGCCCAUCAUGUCUACCCAAAAGUCCUUCAUCGACGCCGUCAAGGAGCGUCGCACCUACUAUCAGCUGAACAAGGAAUCUCCCAUCUCGGACAAGCAGAUUACCGAGAUCGCCGAGAAGGCCAUCCUCCAUGUCCCUUCAUCUUUCAACUCCCAGAGCACAAGGCUCGUGGUUCUCCUGAACAAGGACCACGACCAAUUCUGGGACUAUGUUCUCGAGGUCCUCAAGCCAAUGGUCCCUGAAGAUCAAUUCUCAGGAACCCAACAGAAGAUAGGUGGAUUCAAGGCUGCCUAUGGAACUGUACUGUGCUACGAAGAUCCCGAGCCUGUUGAGAACCUCCGCAAGGCUUUCCCUCUCUAUGCACAUCACUUUGGGGACUGGUCCGAGCACACCAACGCCAUGCACCAGUAUGCUCUGUGGGUUGCCCUCGAGGCCGAGGGCUUCGGCGCCAACCUCCAGCACUACAACCCCAUCAUCGACCAGAAGGCUGCCGAGCAUUGGAAGAUCCCUCUUGAGUGGAAGCUCAGGGGCCAGUUGGUCUUCGGUGGACGCGCGGGUCAGCCUGGUGAGAAGGAGUUCCAGGAUGUACAGGGCAAGAGGCUCUUUGUUCACGGAGCCAAGGAGUAGAGCCGGACUCUUGUAGUGAAAUUAAAUCUGCCUUGACGUUUUCUGAA